This is a messenger RNA of Serpula lacrymans var. lacrymans S7.9, 1286 nucleotides long. RefSeq lists its product as uncharacterized. Gene Ontology annotation, molecular function: protein binding. The coding region runs from base 161 to 871 and encodes 236 amino acids. The transcript is spliced from 3 exons. Lineage: Eukaryota; Fungi; Basidiomycota; Agaricomycetes; Boletales; Serpulaceae. The record is from RefSeq and is a predicted model, not a curated record.
UCCACAGUUUCUAGGGGCCUCAACGCAGACUGUCGCGUGGGCUAAUGAUUCACCGAUAAACGCUAUACCGCAUUAAUAUCGAAUAACCUUGACAAAUACCAGCAUCGAUUACGAGUUCUCAGACCAACGACCCCAAGGCAAUUAGACCUCACACUCCAUAAUGGCAGACAAAACCGAGACUUCAGUGCAGCCUCCAAGUAAAGUGGAACAAGAUCCUGUUUUUUACUUCAGUGAUGUCACAUUUCAGGUGGAGAACUCGCUGUUCAAAGUACACAGGCUUCCUUUUCAGCAAGGCUCGAAAGUAUUCCGUGAGAUGUUCCAGCUUCCGGCACCAGAAGGUGGAGUGGCGGAUGGGUGCGACGAUGAUCACCCUCUGCAUCUGGAGCAAAUCAAGAAAGAGGACUUCAAACAGUUUCUAAGGGUAUUGUUUCCGGGGUCAGUGAUUUACGAGGCCCGGUGCAUUGUUAGCUGGACAUCUCAUUCUUCCAGGCCUUACAAACAAGAAACACUUCCAGCCACACUCGCAGAGUGGACAUCAGUCCUGAAACUAUCCACGAUGUGGGAUUUUGACGUUGUACGACAAAACACGAUAAAACAGAUGUUCUCGAUGAACCUUGGAUGUGUGAGAAGGGCAGUUUUAGCGAUAGAGUAUGACAUCGACGAAUGGUUGGUUCCCGCACUCAACGAGCUGGCCAGACGAAAAGAGCCCAUCACGCUGGCAGAAAUGGCGCACAUGGGCGCAGAGCUUACUUUGAAGAUGGCGGCAGUGCGGGAAAACGUGACGUAUGACUGGAACUGCCUUAAGCUCGGGGAAAGAAAAGCGGAAAGAAUUGAUUUCUCACCCAAAAUCAGGGAAGUUCUGGGGCUGUAGGGAGUUAUGGGUGGAACAUUUGUUCUCGGUGUAGAGGGCAAAGAGCGCUUCGUGAAUCGAACAGCCCCUUUUAGCGGCGAGGUCAUGGGACAACACGUUGCUGACUGCCAUCCUCGUUGGCUCUUUCGUUGGCUUUCGUUGGACACCAAGUAUGAUAUACUGGUGUUCAUUGGAUUCGAGCAUGUUACUGUAGCAAUAUACACCCCGGGACAAAUACCGACUUUCGUAGCCAGCGGGCUUGGCUGACACGCUUACCCAAACUUCAUUCUGAAUCAGGCGUCAAUAUUGAUAAGGUGCCAGUCAUACGCUAUCACAAUCUUCUCAAUUUCACGCCAAAAGACUGAGGUAUCGAUAAGGGUCUCAACGAUCCAGUAUAUUAUCAUACGCUUCCGCUUGUAAUUUGAGUGGGUGUACC